Cottoperca gobio is the source of this 9754-nucleotide messenger RNA. Its product is annotated as ras/Rap GTPase-activating protein SynGAP-like. The record is from RefSeq and is a predicted model, not a curated record. Gene Ontology annotation, biological process: regulation of GTPase activity. Lineage: Eukaryota; Metazoa; Chordata; Actinopteri; Perciformes; Bovichtidae. The transcript is spliced from 22 exons. Bases 993 to 4856 code for a protein of 1287 amino acids.
GCAAGAGUGCAAAGGACGCGGCGUCAAUUAAGCACCGGAUUCCCCCUCGUUGUGAAUUUCUGGAUUAUGGGGACGUCGUUAUGCCACGCAGGGUGAACCUCAGCCGCUUUCCAAGAUUAAAUCACCCGAGCUAGAAACAAGGAGCACGUCAAAAAAUGUGCAUGAAUCAGAUUUUGUUGAGAGGCUGCUGCACAUCAUCGGGAUUUCACCUGUAAAUACCUCUGGGAUGUUUUUUGUUUUUUUGUGGUUUUAGUGCGCGCAGUGUGCAGUAGGUGUGUAUGUGUGCUGCUCGGAGUUGUCAUAGCUCGCAAGCAUCACCUUGAUAAUAAUUCUCAUUUUAAUAUCGGCGUGAGUCAUGUGCAGCGUGCAGUAGUAACCAUGCAGAACCCGUGUCGUGUCGUAACACUCUGUAGAGUAUUUUAAAUGAAUAUAUAAGUGAUAAAUGUUGAACUAAUUGGCUCUGUGGAUCGUUACACCAAACGCGUUAAUAGGACUUCGCAUUAUUCCCACACAAUAAAGCGACGCAGGGGCUGUUUGAAGUCACAUGUGCCCAGAACAAACAAUUAAGAUGACAAAAACCGUCCUCAGAAGAGAUUCUCCAUAUUACCGAGGAAGCUGCAUUGGGAUCACAUCUCAGUUCCUGGAUUGCACUAGAGUUGGAGGACAGGGAGCAGAGGAAGAAGAGAGGGAGGAGAAGCAGAGGAGAGCUGCUGAGCUGCACAACAGAGCCACUGCUGAUGGGCAAGCUUUGGCUUCAGUGAUGGACUGAGCUGAAGGUGACGGGACCCCCUGUGACAGCCGGCUUCACGUUUUCCUCAAGAGCCUUCACGCUUGACAAAAGGCAUGUAUGGACACACUGCAGCAUAGCAAGUACACCUGGAACCUCAGCCCCUUCCCAAGUGCCCUGGAAACCUACCGGAUUCUGUCUGCAACCACAGAUGUAACUAAGCUUUCAAGAUUUCUUCACCAGGAAGUCCUGUGUUUUUGGCUGCAUGGACACAUCUUCAAAGUCGUGGCUGCCGCAUCAGAGUCAGUUUGGGUUGGUUGGUCAAGCGGAGGUUUGCUGUGGCGGACCUGGAGUUUUAACCCCAAACCAAUCUCGCAGGGCAAGUUUUGCCUCUGUAAGACAGUCAAGCAUGGAGACCCCUCCCAAUGCCACCCCACAGCCCUUCAGACAGCCGAGUUUUCUUAAUCGAAGGCUGAAGGGCUCCAUCAAGAGGGCCAAAAGUCAACCCAAACUGGACCGGACCAGCAGCUUCAGACAAAUGAUUUUGCCUCGGUUUCGAAGUGCUGACCAAGAGAGGACACGCUUGAUGCAGAGCUUCAAAGAAUCCCACUCCCAUGAAUCCCUACUUUCUCCGAGCAGUGCUGCGGAGGCUUUGGACCUAGUUUUGGAUGAAGAUGCCAUAAUCAAACCUGUCCACUCGAGCAUUUUAGGACAAGAGUACUGCUUUGAGGUGACCACCAAUUCAGGGACAAAAUGUUUCGCCUGCCGUUCAGCUUCAGAGAGAGACAAGUGGAUUGAAAAUCUGCAGCGAGCUGUAAAACCUAACAAGGACAACAGCAGACGGGUGGACAAUGUGCUCAAGUUGUGGAUCAUUGAAGCUCGAGACCUCCCGGCUAAGAAACGCUACUAUUGUGAGCUGUGUCUGGACGACAUGCUGUACGCACGCACCACCAGCAAACCCCGGACCGACACCGUCUUCUGGGGCGAGCAUUUUGAAUUCAACAAUUUGCCUACCAUUCGUAGCCUUCGAUUGCACCUCUACAAGGAAACUGACAAAAAAAGACGCAAGGAGAAAAGCACAUAUCUCGGUCUUGUCAGCAUCCCCAUCUCCAGCAUCACGGGCCGGCAGUUUGUGGAGCAGUGGUACCCUGUCAUACAGUCCAGUGUCCUCGCCAAAAGCGGCGGUGUUGGAAGUACCAAAGUGAUCAACGCCUCACUACGUAUCAAGUCUCGCUACCAGACAAUGAACAUCCUCCCGAUGGAGCUGUACAAGGAGUUUGCCGAGUACAUCACCAACAACUACCGAACACUGUGUGCCGUUCUGGAGCCACUGUUGAGUGUGAAAAGCAAAGAGGAGGUGGCGUUCGCUCUGGUGCACAUCCUGCAAAGCACAGGGAAGACAAAGGAGUUCCUGUCUGACAUGGCCAUGUGUGAGGUGGAUCGGUUCAUGGACCGUGAGCACUUGAUCUUUCGGGAGAACACGCUAGCUACUAAGGCUGUGGAAGAGUACCUCAAACUGAUAGGUCACAGAUACCUCAAGGAUGCUAUAGGUGACUUCAUUCGAGCCUUAUAUGAGUCUGAGGAGAACUGUGAGGUGGAUCCCAUGCGUGUCCCGCCGUCAGUCCUCGCCGACCAUCAAGCCAACCUUCGAAUGUGUUGUGAGCUGUUACUCUGCAAGAUCAUCAACUCUCUCUGCAUAUUUCCCCGGGAGCUGAAGGAAGUGUUUGCCUCAUGGAGAGCCAGAUGUGCUGAGCGUGGAAGAGAGGAUCUCGCCGACAGCCUCAUCAGCUCCUCCCUGUUUCUCCGCUUCAUGUGCCCCGCCAUCAUGUCCCCUUCCUUGUUCAACCUAAUGCAGGAGUACCCCGCUGAGCGCACAUCCCGCACACUCACGCUCAUAGCCAAGGUGAUGCAGAACCUGGCAAGCUUCAGCAAAUUCGGACCCAAGGAGGAGUACUUGUAUUUCAUGAACGAGUUCCUGGAGAUGGAGUGGGGCUCCAUGCAGCAAUUUCUCUAUGAGAUUUCCAACAUGGAAGCCGGAGGAAACGCUGGAGGGUUUGAGGGCUACAUUGACCUCGGCAGAGAAUUGUCCAUGCUCCACAGCUUACUGUGGGAAGUCAUGGGGCAGCUUAGCAAGGACGCUAUUCUCAAACUCGGACCCCUGCCACGGCUGCUGAAUGACAUCAGCGUUGCCCUAAGGAACCCGCAGCUCCACAUGCCUGCAAAUCACCAGCCGGACCGACCGAAGGACAGACUCUUCUCGCGGCCGUCUUUCAAUCGUCUCAUGUCCUCUGACUUCCAAAGCCUUAUGAUGCGUGACUUGAACAGUUCGAUAGACAUCUCUCGCCUGCCAUCGCCUACGACCGGAGUCUCAGCUGUAGAAUCUCUCUCAUCUAAUCUGAACAUGAGGCGUCACGCAGAGCGAGACCUCCGCUCGUCGAGGGAAGUGUUCUACGUGACCCGCCCGCCGCUGGCUCGAUCCAGCCCCGCAUACUGCACGAGCAGCUCAGACAUCACUGAACCGGAUCCAAAGGUCCACAGUGUGAAUAAAAGUGUGUCCAUGAUGGACCUUCAGGACUCCCGUAUGAACAGCAUUUCCAACCUCAACUCUGUGGGAGACAUGCUCACCUCCUCUCAGGCCUCCAUCGCCGGCCUGGGCCACAGCUUCGGAAACCUCUGUGGUCCUCUUCGUAUGGGAGGGCAUCUGCCAGCGGGCUCUGCGGGCUCCGGUUUGAGGCUGAGCCAGAUGGGCCACAUAGGCGGGCCCACCGAAUCCAUCUCUCAACAGCAGCAGCAAGCAGCGGCGGCCAUGCACUUCCCCCUGUCUUUCCAGAACCCGCUAUUCCAUCUGGCCGCCCAUAACUCCCCGGCACAGUCUCAGCCACAUCCCCCUCCUCUCCUCCUCGCCCCAGAGCCCGAGAAUGGCCACCACGACUAUGCACCGGCUUUUGGCAACAGUGCUUUCUCCCGCAGCGAGGACUUGUCCGCCCUGCGGUCACAAAGCAGUCUGGUGCAGCCCAGCAUUGUCCACUCACACAGUUAUAGUGAUGAUUUCACCCGGCAGAAUCAGAGCAACGACUACGCCUGGCACCAGCUGUCACUGCAGGUGCAGGAAUCUCUCCAGCAGCAGCACCUGAUGGGAGUCGUAUCUCAGACACCCACUGGGACAGGCACCCCUGCCUCCUUGGCCACACCACCCACUACAGUACACCCUGUCCGCCAGUCAUCCAUGGCUCCGCCACAACACCUCAAGUCACAGCGGUCAAUUAACACUCCAGCCACCGCCACACCUCCAAAAGUUCGCCCUCAGAGCAGGAACCUCCUCCUCGACUCUUCUGAAUCAAACUUCGGCAGCGGGCCGAAAUUGCGCCAUCAGCAACAGCAUCAGCAGCAGCAACAUCAGCAGCAGCAACAUCAACAGCAUCAACAGCAACAACAUCAACAGCAACAACAUCAACAGCAACAACAGGAAUCUCAGCUGUCGGUGACAGACAGUCCAGCUCCCGGACUCCCGUACCAGACUAGCUCCGCCAAAGAGAACCAGGGCCCACAAGCAGCUGCAGAGGAGUCAACGGACACGCCCACAAAAAGCACCAAGAAGUCUCAACAGACACAACUGCAACCGCCACAGCAACAUCUGCUCAAACCAGGCAAUAAACAGGGUUCUCAGUCCACCUUGAACACCUCAGCCCUCAAUGAACGGACAGUCGCCUGGGUGUCCAACAUGCCACAUCUCUCUGCUGACAUCGAGAGCCUGCGGCCGGACCGUGAGGGUCAGCUGAAAGAGUACUCCAAGAGCAUGGAUGAGUCACGACUAGAGAGGGUAAAAGAGUAUGAAGAAGAGAUAUAUACCUUGAAGGAGCGUCUGAAGAUGUCUCAUCGCAAGCUUGAAGAAUAUGAGCAGAGACUUGUGUCACAGGAACAGCAGACAAGCAAGAUCCUAAUGCAGUAUCAGAACCGUCUGGACGACAGCGAGCGCCGUCUAAAGCAGCAGCAAGUGGAGAAGGACUCUCAAAUCAAAGGCAUCAUCAACAGACUCAUGGCUGUGGAAGAUGAGCUGAGAGUGGGUGCCAUUCCUGAUAUUAAGCCUCGAAUCCUCACUGACCAGGGCUAUGGUCAUCCAGGAUCCUGACUGCCAAUACCAAAGUGACCAGAGUUCAUGAUGGUCACUCCAGUGUAAGAAGACUGAUUCAGAUCCUACAAAAACCCAUGAAGAGAAGUUCUGCAGUGGAUCCAGCAGGACCACUGGAGGCUUCAUCUCAAAACGUUCUUAGAAAAAAACUUUGCACAUAUUCAAACUUUGCCUGUACCAGAACUUGACAAUCAGUUUAGCAUGAGGACCAACGUGUGCAGUGAAUCGUCUGCACAUUUUGACUGAAAGAUAAGCCAAUGCCACAACAAUGGCAAUACUGAACCUAAUGAGUUUCUUUAUUAAAUCGGAAGGAGUGAGAAGAGAUGUGUAAAGCACUGGGGAUGAAGAUGGAUUCAUUUAUUUUCUCCGCUACAAGCAGCCUACUCACUUCUCACUUAAGUGGCUGCAGACACAAUGUAGAAAAGGAUUUUACAAGCACAAUAUCCUCUUAUGGUGACGCCGGUGACAAGCAUGUUGUUAAAUCAGUUGCCGUCUACAAUCCUCAGAUGCAGGGCCCAUGCAAAGAUCUAUAUUACUAUUUGAUUCUGAUUAAAUCGUUUAGUAACAUUUUCACACUGCAACGGUAUUUUCACUUACAAAAGGGAGUUAUCAUUAUGAUUUUCGCACCCUUUUGCAUCCUUUAUAAUACAGCCAUCCCAUCUGAAUAGAUGCCAAACAAAUCUUACAAUCAACCUAAUGCUUCAAAUACAAUCUAAACCAUCUCGUUGGUUACAUUUUCCUUCGGUACACAGUGUAAAGCCUGAACAAGUCUCUUGCCUCUCAGUGUAUAGAAAAGUAUUUCUUAAAGCUACUAAACCUUUUUAAAAAUGGAAAUACUCUACAUAAAUAAUCUGACAUUAUAAUGUGUUUUGUUCACUUUGUAAUAAUAAUAUUAAUCAUAAUAAAAGAUAUAUAUGACAUUUCAUAACAGUGAUACAAAGUGCUUCAUAAAAGACCUGACAUGAAAGACAAAUCAUGUGAAAAUGUAAGAAAAUACUUAAUUUAAAGGGGCACUCGACCGAUUUCACGCAGUACAGUACUUCUGAGCCUUAAACUGUUUUAUAAUGUCUCUGAGACUCUGGAGAAGACAAUAUCUCCGCUUGGGCUUGGAGAAUCCAAUUUCAUAACACAAGUCUGCGUUACAAACUGGGGGUGUGCAGUUACGGCAUUAACCAGGCAGGGAGAGAAAUAUGGGAAAUGUAGGGUCCAGCACAAGACUCCAUUUACACCUGGUACGAGCAUGUGACCUUUAUCUGGAUACAUUAUUUGGAUUAAAAACACACCAUGAGCCUUUGCAUUUACACCUUGGUAUGCUAAGCAAUGCCAUGGAUGGGUGUCCUUAAUUUGUAAAUCACUUUUUGCAUGGGUAAGAAUGUCUAGCUACCGCUACUAACCGUGGUUUCGGUAUAGAGCCGGGUGUUGUAUAAAUGACGAUACCACCAACAAUAUAAGUAUACUUUAAGUGAUACCGAUACCAAUGGAGUACUUUAUUUGAUACCUUUUUUCCAUCCAAAUGAUUUGAACCCAAAUACAUUUUGAAGGAAUUAUUGAUUGAUGCGGUGAUGUAUCAUGUGACUUAUUCCCUUUCCUUCACAUUUUAUGCAUUUAAUUUUAUGUGUAGUACAGCUAUACUUUCAAAUGUUUUGGUGGCAUCUUGAAUCGCUGAACUGCCAACCCCUAUGAGUGGUAGCUGCCGAGUAUUAUGCUUGCGGUGAUUGGCUGCGAUCAAAGUCAUAAAAAUACUUUUUUUCUUCUUUCUAGAUACAAAAAAGGAUCAAAUACAGGUAUUGAGAAGUUUGGAGACUACUUAGUACUUGGUUAUUUCAGUCGAUACCUUAAAGGUACCAAUACCCAGCCCUAUUCCGGUGAUUUUUUUUCUUAAGACUAUGGUCACACUGUACAGAUGUGAUUUACUCAAGGUAACUAUGUCACUAUGUGAGCCUGACCCUUACAGAUGUGGUCUGGCCUGUCUGAUCACAUUCCGAUUACGGGCUUUUAAACCUAGCAUUUACAUGUGUUUUUCUUUCUUCCAGAUAGGACAUCCAGAUACAGAUGGCAUGUUAAUUCCAGGUGUAAAUGGGUCUAAGAGUCCGGAUAUAUGGGCCUCAGCUGCUUCAAUUCUUUUUGUAAUCUAUCUCCUACAAGGCCUCUUACUUAAUUGAAGUGCAAUACUAAAUCACUGGAGUGCCCCCUCCUCCUUUUAGGGAUAACAAACUCUACUACAUCUAUUUAACAUUGUCUUUAACAAAGGUUAUGUUAUUAGAAGUAUUCGAAAGAUGAAAAUGACAGCUGUAGCUUCUCAAGCAGCAACAGCAGGGCUCCAGCUCAUCUUUGAUUGACAGCUCCGAAUGAAUGUUCGUCUCAUGGACUGUCUGGGAGACAGUGUUGGUCUAAAGCCAGCCGAAACUAACCAAGCGUCAAAAGUAAUAAAUCAACCUGAAAAAAAAAAAAUCACAGCCUUCAUUUCUGCCAUUUUCAUUAUUGAUCUUUUUAGCCUUUUCAUGUUUAGUUGUACAGCACUUUGUAACAUUGGUUUGAAAAGUGCUGUAGGAAUAUUUUUUUUAAUAACUAUGAUUAUAAACAUUAUGUGCAACUGGAAACAAAUCAUAUUAUAGCAAGUAGUGAAUUACUCAUCUGUUGUGUUUAAUGUUUCUGAAGCAUAGAUGUGCAACAGUUCUGCAUGUGCUUUUUAAAUGCGAGGACGAGUAAGUCGAUUUGUUGUCAGAUAUUAUUCUAAUGUACAAAAAAAACUUUAACCUUAUUGGAAGGCAUCUUUUUGUAUCCAGCCUGCUGACUCUUCCGUUUUUUUUCAGAAGAGCGUGGCAUUCAGCCUUUUGCAUUAUACAACAUGAAAGUACUGAGAGAAAUGACAACAGUGAAAACAACAGAACAAUAAAGAGUUUCCAAGCAGGGAUAUGUAGUAUAUGUGCAUAGGAUUUGACUGCCUUACAGUCUGUGCCACACGGCCCAAAAAUAACAAUGCCAAUACAAAAAAAACUUGUAAACUUUGUAUAUUAAAUGUCCUUUUUUUGUAGUCAGGUGAUGAAUUAAUAAGCAGUGUGUUGGUUGACUCUGUAUAUUCAGAAUCAUUUAUAUUACACAUUUCAUGGAUUGAUAUAGUUUAUCUUAACCUCUUGCCUUUAAAAAUACAUUUUCUUUCAAGAUAAAUAUCAAAUGAUACAAAGUUAUAUGUUUAGGUUACCAGAAAUGUAUAAAAUAGCUUAAUGUAUAUCUAUUCUUAUAUGUAAAAUGUAUUCAAAUCAAGGGUAGGCCUUCAGGCAUGUUGAACUUGUGGUAAAAACUGAUUCUUAUAUAGUAUAACUCUUAAUGCUGCAAUCCAGAAACUACAGUGCGAUGGUGAGACUGUGUUCACGGGAUGAGAGCUAAGUAAUUUCCUAGCAUAGCACAUUUCUGUCCUGUGGAAUAAUAAGACAAAUUCUUAAAGUAUCUCGCCUAUGUUUGUGUAACCAAAAUAGCAGUGGUGCUUUCAACAAUACUGGAUUGCAGUUUUAAGUAAUAUUUAAAAAUAAUGCGUUUUAUUUAUUUGGCCUGCAUUGCAAUACAGUAUUUUGAAAUGUUAUACUGCACUUCUGUUUUCAUUUUACGAGACGCUGCAAUCCAUAAUCUGACAGAUGUUUAUAAAGACAUACAAAUCUAUGAUAUGCCCAUGUGUUCUUGAAACUUUCUUUGUGUUAGCUGCAGUGGUACAAAUCUUUAUACCACAACCUGAGAGGAUGCUUUAUACCAUGUGGCUUAAAAACCUCCAUUCAUUUAAGAGACAGUGCUGUUUGGUUGCUCGAUCAUUGCUAUUUUAGGAUUUCCUAUGUAUAACGUUUGCCAUCACGGGGCCCUUUCUAAAGUUCGUCCUGUUUACUAUUGUAUUUAAGUGCCGUUACCAUUAUACUCACACAAAUCUCCUUUUAAUUAAAGGAUGAGAUUGAUCGUGUUCCAGGUAUUUGUCAGACUCUCAGGUGUUACAAGGAACACAGAGAUAUUGCUAAUAAGAACUUUUGAUAUCUUCAAUGCCAAAUGCACAAAAAUAUUGAGACACAAUCUUUGGCAAGUGAUGAUUAAAGCUAAAUACAAAUCAAAAAGAACAUGAAAUGAAGGAUCUGUGCUAAGGCAACAAUUCUGCUUUUAUUUUAGUUGGUUCCCGGGCCACAUCUCAUCCAUAUAAAUAGUUUCAUUUGCACCUUCUCUUGUAUUGUUUGUUACACAAAAAGGAAACACGACUUUGGUUUCUUGGCCCAAAUGAAAAAUGCGACAAAUGCUCCAGUGUUAUAGAACUUGGUGAGGAAUAUUAUUAAAGUUACUGUUGAAGAAGUGCUUUAUGUUUACAGAAUCAUGAGAUUUUAGAGGAUGUAUGAACCUUUGUGUACCCAGAGGAGAAUAACUGCCGCUUUGCUGCAGCUAAAGCAGGACCUAAUAAAUUAAAUGAGAUAUCUUGUAUAUUUUGAAUAAGGUUAUUUACCAUCUAUCAACAUAUUUAUGUUUCUAAAAUGGAUGUAUAUCAUUAUGGAAUGAAACAAAGUAUUUUUCUUGGCAGCUAUUAUUCUGCACAAUUGAUCUACUGUGUCACAAAUAUAUAGUUGGUGGGAUUUCUGACUUGAAUUGGGCCUACUGGAUGUAAUACCUUCAUUUACUUGACAUUUCUUUUGAAAUAAGCCAUGCCCCAUGGAUAAGCCAUACCCUCCAGCCCCCUGAUGUUGUAUGGUGGAUGUUUAAUGUUGGUAGUUUUAUUUAUGAUGGUAGUUAUUGUAGGUAUGAUUGCGCUUGUAAUUAUUAUUAUUAGUGUAAGUAUAUUUGAUUGAUAUGAUUUGUUUUGUUUGAACAAAGGGAAUGUAUUCAUUUUUCAGGUGAUUUUUCUGAGUGAUUUAAAUAAACGAAUAAAUCCCGAA